CAGCCGGGCGGCGGGCCGGGGCUCUCCUCCCAGCCGAGCACUGGGUCCUGGCAGACGCCCCAAGAUUGUUGUGAGGAGUCUAGCCAGUUGGUGAGCUCUGUAAUCUGAACCAGCUGUGUCCAGACUGAGGCCCCAUUUGCAUUGUUUAACAUACUUAGAAAAUGAAGUGUUCAUUUUUAAAAUUCCUCCUCCAAUUGGUUUAAUGCUGAAUUACUGAAAAGGGCUAAGCAAAACCAGGUGCUUUCUCUGUGGGCUCUCCAGUGGCUCGGAGGACCCAGGCUCUCCCCUUGUCCUCCCCACGACUGGUUCGUCCCCCUGGAAUAAAGUACCGGCGAGCCCCAAGGGCCCAGAGGGAGCCGAAGUUCACGGCCGGCUCCGAGGUCCCGGCGCUGCCAGCUCUUUUUCUUUUCCCCUUUGCCGCCCCUGCUCACACAUCUUGGACAUGCCAGGAUUAAAAAGGAUACUCACCAUUACCAUUCUGGCUCUCUGUCUUCCGAGUCCUGGGAAUGCACAGCAACAAUGCACUAACGGCUUCGAUCUGGACCGUUCGUCAGGACAGUGUUUAGAUAUUGACGAAUGCCGGACCAUCCCUGAGGCCUGCCGAGGAGACAUGAUGUGUGUUAACCAAAAUGGCGGGUAUUUAUGCAUCCCCCGCACAAACCCAGUGUACCGAGGGCCCUACUCGAAUCCCUACUCGAACCCCUACUCAGGUCCAUACCCAGCAGCGGCCCCACCGCUCUCCGCUCCAAACUACCCCACGAUUUCGAGGCCUCUCAUCUGCCGCUUGGGAUACCAGAUGGAUGAAGGCAACCAGUGUGUGGAUGUGGACGAGUGUGCAACGGAUUCUCACCAGUGCCACCCUACCCAGAUCUGCAUCAACACGGAAGGAGGAUACACCUGUUCCUGCACCGAUGGCUAUUGGCUUCUGGAAGGCCAGUGCUUAGACAUUGAUGAAUGUCGCUAUGGCUACUGCCAGCAACUUUGUGCAAAUGUUCCUGGAUCCUAUUCCUGCACCUGCAACCCUGGUUUUACCCUCAACGAGGAUGGAAGGUCUUGCCAAGAUGUGAACGAGUGUACCACUGAGAACCCCUGCGUGCAAACCUGUGUCAACACCUACGGCUCUUUCAUCUGCCGCUGUGACCCAGGAUAUGAACUUGAGGAUGACGGUGUUCAUUGCAGUGAUAUGGAUGAGUGCAGCCUCUCUGAGUUCCUCUGCCAACACGAGUGUGUGAACCAGCCCGGCACGUACUUCUGCUCCUGUCCCCCUGGCUACAUUCUGUUGGACGACAACCGAAGCUGCCAGGAUAUCAACGAGUGUGAGCAUGGAAACCACACGUGUAACCUGCAGCAGACUUGCUACAAUUUGCAGGGGGGCUUCAAGUGCAUUGACCCCAUCCGCUGUGAGGAGCCUUAUCUGCGGAUCAGCGAUAACCGCUGUAUGUGUCCUGCUGAGAAUCCUGGCUGCAGAGACCAACCCUUCACCAUCCUGUACCGGGAUAUGGAUGUGGUGUCAGGACGCUCUGUUCCUGCCGACAUCUUCCAAAUGCAAGCCACCACCCGCUACCCUGGGGCGUAUUACAUCUUCCAGAUCAAGUCUGGGAACGAGGGCAGAGAAUUCUAUAUGCGGCAAACGGGUCCCAUCAGUGCCACCCUGGUGAUGACACGCCCCAUCAAAGGGCCCCGGGACAUACAGCUGGACUUGGAAAUGAUCACUGUCAACACCGUCAUCAACUUCAGAGGCAGCUCUGUGAUCCGACUGCGGAUAUACGUGUCCCAGUACCCGUUCUGAGCCCCGGGCUGGGGGGGCCACUGACACUGUCUCUCAGCAGCCCCAAGGGACAGGAGAAGAGAAGAAACAAGAGGGAGAGUAAAGUGGGACAGAUGUUACGCUUUUCUUGCGGACCGUCUCCCGAGGAGUUGGCCCCGAUGUCCUGACCCUGCCUGUAUCGUGGUAGACCCAUCACUCUGAAGGACAUGCUUCCCCAGUUCUUAUGACGCAGUUAUUGGAAAGUAUUAUUGGCACCCUGACCUGAGAUCAACGGUGAUUUUUCAAGGCCUUCAGUUUCUUUUCAUAUUUUUCAAGGGAAAUAGAUUAGGCUCGCUGGGGUCUGAGUCCAUGUUCAAAGACUGUGAAAGGCUUGCGGUCACCUCUUCAUGGCUUCUGUCUCUUGCUGAUCCGCUGAUUGCUUCUUUGCCGAGGCCCCCUGGCUGCAGCUAGUUCGCUUCUUGUAUGCACGGAGAAGGCUAUGGAAAGAAACCCCAGCAGGAUCUAAGGGUUUUUAAAGAGUCUAUUUCAAAACCAAGUGUGGCAUUUUCAGCCAUAAAAGAAGUUUUUGUUGUCCUCAAAUUUGUAUAACUGUUUAAUCCUUUCUUGAGCAUUUUGAGUAUUUUUUAAAAAUUAAGCGGUAGAAUUCCUUAAAAAGGCCUUAAGACACAUGUUCUGUUCUGACUUCCCAAACCCAGUCUCCUCUCCCUUUUACCCCAGUGUUUUCUUUGAGGACCCCUUGAUCACGCUUUCUUUAGAAUUUUUACCCAACUGGGUUGGAAGGCAGAGGUCUCUAAACUGAUUAAAUAUUUGAAGAGA
Molecule: messenger RNA, 2584 nt
Organism: Ailuropoda melanoleuca (giant panda)
Lineage: Eukaryota; Metazoa; Chordata; Mammalia; Carnivora; Ursidae
Gene: FBLN5
Product: fibulin 5
Exons: 11
Coding region: 443-1789 (448 amino acids)
Molecular function (GO): calcium ion binding
Source: RefSeq, a predicted model, not a curated record